This is a messenger RNA of Anopheles darlingi, 3543 nucleotides long. RefSeq lists its product as uncharacterized. The coding region runs from base 191 to 3412 and encodes 1073 amino acids. The transcript is spliced from 4 exons. Gene Ontology annotation, biological process: monoatomic ion transport; transmembrane transport. The record is from RefSeq and is a predicted model, not a curated record. Lineage: Eukaryota; Metazoa; Arthropoda; Insecta; Diptera; Culicidae. Gene Ontology annotation, cellular component: membrane. Gene Ontology annotation, molecular function: monoatomic ion channel activity; protein binding.
AAGCGCGAGAUAAACAACAUUGAUGAGAGCACAAUGUUGUGAGGAGAGCACGCUGUGAGGGUUUGCUAUCUGUCAAAAGUACGCACAGCAGAAAGCGAUUGCGGCAUGGUCAAGUGUAACAGUAGUUUCGUUGUUAUCCAAAACGUAUGGUGUACUUCAGUGAUUCUAUCUAUUAAUCAGCGGUGUGAACAUGAAUCAAAGGGAGACACUAUUGAACAUAGAUGAAGAUAGCCGGAGAGAGAAACGCAGAGAGCGUGCUGAGCUGCAAAAAGAACUAUACAAAGCGCUCUCCGGUGUGGUUCUGCUAGACUGGCAACCUGCGGAGCCAACGAAUGAGAAGUUGCGUGAGUUGGAGGAGCUGUUAAAUGAUCCACGAUGGAUCCGCCUUCAAGAUCUGGUGGAAGAGAUGAAGUUCUGGGAUGCAGCGACAACGAUUCCGAAGAUGAAGUCGUUUCUGUAUAAUGCGCGGCAGCAAGAUGUGAUUGGAAAGCUUCUAGACAACACGUUCACCAGCUUUCCAUAUCUUAAGCUUAUCAUAGUGCACUUUCAGGCUGACAACGAGCGCAUCGAGCCGAACCUCAAUGCUCCCAUCCACUAUGCUGUUAGACAACUGAAUGACGAAUUCUUGAACUGGUUGCUGAAUGAUCGCCAAAACAGAACGGAAGUGAAUGUACGCAACAAUCAAAAGGAAACAGCGCUGGGCAUUCUCUGCGCGUUGUACGACGAGUGCAUGAAACAGGCCAAUCAACAGAACCGUUCAACGAUAAACACGUUAGGCCAGAUAAGACAUCAGAUCGGGAAGUUGCUGGCGGCUGGAGCUGACUUUAACAUCUGUAGCAUGCAACUAAAGUUACCGUUCGAGUUCCUACUAAAGCACUACCAAAUCGAUGACUCUACAGGAAGGUUCGUAGAUCGUUGCGUGCAAGACGCCGGCCAAGCGAUCGCGAUUGGUCACAUCAAUAAGCGUGUCGUAGAGUUUCACAACAAAGAUUCUCCGCUGAAGGUGACGGAGGAGCUGCUUGAAAUAUGUUUGCGCUAUAAUGACCAGCAGAGCUUCCUGCACUACUUAAGCAGCUUUGCAGUAACGAAUCAGAAUGUAAAGAAGAUGAUUCAGGUGGUACUGCAUACCGCCGUCGAGCAAAAGCAGAGCGAAUGUGUGCGCAAGAUCGUCGAACUCUUCGGUGCCCUGAUAUUUCAGGUCGUUAUUCGACCGAUGGGCCGCGAUGCGAAACGUAUAAAGCUGCAGAAGUCCUCGGAGUUGGUACAUCGAGUGGAGUUAAAAGGACUUUUGAAAAAGGCCUGCUUGAUGGCGGAUGUUUUGAUUGUUCAGUUACUCACGAGCCGAAUGACUGAUUUGCUGGUGCUAAAUGACGAUCCACUACUAGCCUUAACGCUGACCAAAGCAUACGAUGCUAAACGCCGCCCAGAGGACAGGGAAUCGCUAUUGACUGUGGCGGGUUAUCUAGCUACCCAACAGAACAUCUAUAUGUCCAAACCGGACAAUUCGGGUAACACGCCCCUACACCUUGCGCUAAAAUAUGGUUUCAACGAGAUCGCGACCACGUUAUUGAAACAACGUUACGCUUACAUUGGUUUGCGUAAUCGAGACAACCUGACACCAUUAGACUACGGUGGGUAUGGGUUCUGGAAGGCUUAUCUUGAUGGCUGCAUUGAAGUAGACAGUGAACGAUCCGCCCAAGAUAGAAACGUACUUCGAUUUAACCUAAACUGUUUGGAACCUUACAAGCCAUGUAAGAAACCUGGUUCCGGAGCCCUAGCAGCAGCAUCGGCAAAAACCGCAUCUGCCCCCGCAUUGGCAGGUCAGCAAAAAGAAAGAGGGUUCCACGUUAUUCAGGAAGCUUCAAAAGUAAAACAACAGCCGCAUAAGUACGCCCGGGUCCAAACCGAAAUGACUGUUGUACGGCAGAUAGCGGAAUCGAAGGAGCUGAAACGGUUAUUGAUUCACCCCAUUAUCUACACGUUCAUUAUGGUCAAGUGGAUACGGUUGAGUCACUGGACGUACCUGAACUUGAUGCUCACUAUCGCCACGAUGCUGGUUUUCGGAUGGCACUCGCUAGAUGCUUGCUCCCUCGAUGCCAGCGCUGCUCUACCGCUAAAGAUCUGUGCAGCCCUUGGCACGUUAUUCAUCGUUUUUCGUGAAGCCCUGCAGCUCUUGGUUUUGAGAAAGUCAUACAUCACUUUCGAGAAUGCGAUGGACAUUGGGAACAUAAUUGCAAUGAUCGUGUUGCUAUCCCAAGGCUGCAAUGGACUUCUGUCUUCCUUUUUGAUGAUCAGCUUCGCGAUGCAGCUCACAUUCCUUCUCGGCUCGCUACCCUUCAACACCCUCUCGACCAUUAUGUACAUGUUCAAGACGGUAUCGCAAAACUUUCUCAAGAGCUUCCUGCUCUUCCUGCCACUAAUUGGUUCGUUUAUCUUCGCGUUCUACCUCACGUAUAACGAUACACUGGAUGAGACAGGUGUAUCAAUGUCAGCAAACGGCGACAACACCAUCGACACGUCUUCCACCGAAGACAACUUCAACAACUUCCGCACAUUCUGGAACGCCACCAUAAAGACACUGGUCAUGACGACUGGUGAAUUCGAGGCUGCUGCUAUCGAUUUUAGUGGUGGUAAACUGCUGUUGUUCAUGGUAUUCCUCUUCUUCGCUCCCAUUGUUAUACUUAACCUGAUCAACGGUCUCGCCGUGAGCGAUAUUGCAGCGAUCCGUGAGGAGUCGGAGUUGAUUAGUAUCAGCAAAAAGGUGAUGUUGUUGGAACGGUACGAGCGAGGCGUAGCCAACGUACCGCUUGGUUGGAUGAAGCGUAAAUUUCCCGAACCUUUCUUUGAGUGCCACAACUGUUGGAUACACAUUCGGACUGAUCAGUUCCGCAAGAUUUUCAUUCAUGUACUUAAUCCACCUGUCACACCAUCGACAGCCGCGCCAUUGGCCGAACAAAACCCGAGACCGAAAAAGGAAAAACCCACACCAUUCUCUCUGUCCUCAUGUUCCUUGCUGUGGCGUAACGGUACUGACAAGCUAAUCAACUUGCGGCUCUUUAAGUUAACAUCCUUCCUAACCCUUGACAGUGCCAUUGCGAACGAAGCGCUGGCAGUGAUCGAGAGAAAGCUGCUGAGCACCAAGCAGCCGGCGGUUGUGGAGGUCAUGGUGGCCAGUUCGAAACAACCGAUAGUUACCAGUGGCAAUGCCGCCAAUGGUAUUGCUCGUACAAAACACCUCGUCGAUUUGGCAGCAUUACAGGACGAGGUUCGUGAUCUACGAAUGAUGAUGGAUCGGUGGCGCCUAGAGCUGCAAGGAACGCUCAAAGAAAAGCUUGCCGGUCGGAAACAACAGAAGACAAAACAAAAGAAACGAGCACGACAGAAGUUUUCGGAGCUAGCCAGAGAUUUCUAGGAGCAGGCGAACGAUUGGCUGCGAGUGGUGAUGUCACGAAGCGGCAUAAUAACAACGGUGACAAUGGUUAUGUCAAUGAUGAUUUUAAUAGCGAGAAUAAAUUGUGAAACAUCACAAGUAAUUAAUUGAUU